AUGGCGGGUGCGGGGCCUCCGCUUCCUGGCGGCGCGGUAGCGGCGGGCGACCCGAUUGGCGGCCAGGCCUGCGCCCCGCCCCGCCGGGCGGGACUCCGCGCCCUCCCCAGUCGUGCCCUCCCAUUUCCGCCGGAGGCGUCCGGUGUAGUGGCUUGGUGGCGCGCAGUUCUCGCUGACUGUGCGCGCCCCCGUCUUGGCUCCUUUGCAGAGGACUCGGUAGCUGCAGCUCCCGGAGCACAGCGGGCAGAGCUGCAGACUGCGCGCUCCCCUGCUGCCCCGGGCCUCCAGCGGUGGCUCCCGCGCCCCGCGGCGACUUCCGCGCCCGCGCUUCCCUUCGUUCAAGUCCCCGAUCGGCGGUGGGGUCCGAGCCCGCGCCCUGGGCGACUGAGGUGGCCGCAGUCCGCGCCCUGGCGCCCUGGAGCCCUGGCGAUGCCGGACCAGAUCUCUGUGUCGGAAUUCGUGGCCGAGACCCUUGAGGACUACAUGGCGCCCACGGCCUCUAGCUUCACCACGCGCACGGCCCAGUGCCGGAACACCGUGGCGGCCAUCGGGGAGGAUGCAGUGACUUAUGAUGAUGUGCAUGUGAACUUCACUGGGGAAGAGUGGAAUUUGCUGGAUCCUUCCCAGAAGAGUCUCUACAAAGAUGUGAUGCUGGAGACCUACUGGAACCUCACUGUUAUAGGCUACACUUGGGAAAACCAUCAUAUUGAAAGACAUUGUCAAAGUUCAAGAAGAAAUGAAAGGUAUGAAAGUAAUCAUAGUGGAGAGAAACUCUAUGAA
Mus musculus (house mouse) is the source of this 780-nucleotide messenger RNA. RefSeq names its product predicted gene, 40857. NCBI's taxonomy places the organism in Eukaryota, Metazoa, Chordata, Mammalia, Rodentia, Muridae. The record is from RefSeq and is a predicted model, not a curated record. The annotation marks the transcript as partial. The transcript is spliced from 5 exons.